Tremella mesenterica DSM 1558 is the source of this 1495-nucleotide messenger RNA. RefSeq lists its product as uncharacterized. Bases 15 to 1457 code for a protein of 480 amino acids. Gene Ontology annotation, cellular component: mitochondrion. Lineage: Eukaryota; Fungi; Basidiomycota; Tremellomycetes; Tremellales; Tremellaceae. The transcript has 2 exons. The record is from RefSeq and is a predicted model, not a curated record.
CUCAUCUCGACAUUAUGCCAGCCCGUGCUGUUAGGGUGGCUUCGCUCUUGGCUAAGGCGUCAAAAGCUGGCAUCGCUUAUCCUGCUCGACUACCUUUCUCGACGUCUCCGGUUCAUUUCGACAAGGACACUACAGGCUCCCCUGAAACCUUCCCCUCAACUCCUUCUUCUUCUCCUCGGCCAUCGCAAGCAGACGACUCGUUCUCUCCUCUCCCUCCUGCUCUCUCUGGAUCAUCUCAUCCUGCUUCUGUUCUCGCUCAACGGGUUGGCGAAUUUCUGUCCGACCAGUCUUCCUCGUCGUCUCAAUCUUCACACCCACCCCCAUUUCCCCCUUCAUCUUAUCCCUUCAUCUCACAGUCAAUAUCAACAAAUUUACCAAGCCCCUCAGAUGCUCUCAAACCGGCAUACAUGCGAGACACCUUGUUGCCCUCCUACACCCCUGCUCCUCGCAAAAACAAAGGUGUGCAUUCCUCCAAAUUACGUGCACGCGGUCAUACACCUCAUGAACACCAGCGAAUUGAUUCAGUCCUUCAAGGUAUCUUUGCCCAACUCGACAAAGACGACGCUCUCGGUCCUUACACACACACCAGUCGAGAUCUCUACGGCUCUCCGAGACGUCCAACCUUGUACGGUAUCCCUGGAGUCGUAGGUCGAUCAAGAGGACCAAUGAGCAGAUUGCUAGAUCGUGAAGUCGGAGAGGAAGAUCCAGAAGUUACGGAGCAACUGGAAGCUUUGAAAGAAGAGAUGAGUAUGUGUAAUACGGAUAUGGAAAUUCUGGCAUGGGCGAAAGAAAGAAUCCUGACACCUCUUCCUUCUUCGAAAGCUCAAAAUUCUUCCCCGGUACAUGAUCAUACGAAAUCCGACAUCACGUCGUCCGCAAUCCAUAUUGACUCCACUCCUCAGUCGAAUACAUCCGAUUCGAUGAUCGACGUUGAUACCAACCUAGAUAUUCAGGAAACCUUGACUUACCCAAAAGUCUAUCCCCUCAUUCUCGGUCAACUCCUUCGGACCAUCCGAAUACACUAUAACAACCCUUACCUCGCCCUAGCCAUCUUUCAACACGCUCAGACCGUUUCCGUGGAGUCAUAUCUCUCCGGAUGUCUUGCUCCCGCAUACAACGAGGUCCUGCGAAUCCGAUGGGAAUCCUUUCUCGAUCUUUGGGGUUUAGAACAUGGCGUGAGAGAAAUGGAAGUGAACGGUGUGGCAUGGGAUAGAGGGACUUUCGACAUUGUCAAUGGAGUAGUAGAGCAAAUCAGUAGGGAGCUACUUGAUCCUGCUGGUCUGGCAAGAUGGGGGAAUGAGGCAGCCAAGGUAGUGGCGCGGUUAGAGAAGCGCGUUCAAGCGGACGUGAGGAACGAAGCUUUCAUUCAGAGCGAUAAGAUGAAAGCGAGGGCUAGGACACGGGAGAGAUAUGAGAGGGAACACUCAGUGCAACGGACAGUGCAACGGACAGUGUAACGGUCAGUGUAACUGGAACAUGAUGAGUUGCUCCAUUG